This is a messenger RNA of Eupeodes corollae, 769 nucleotides long. RefSeq lists its product as uncharacterized. NCBI's taxonomy places the organism in Eukaryota, Metazoa, Arthropoda, Insecta, Diptera, Syrphidae. Bases 63 to 692 code for a protein of 209 amino acids. The transcript is spliced from 2 exons. The record is from RefSeq and is a predicted model, not a curated record.
AUUAAAUAUAACAAGAAAUAUUAUUUUCAUCUUAUUAUAAUUUCAAUAAAUUUUUAAACAAAAUGUCUUUUAAGAUUGUAUUUUUGUUGGCCUUCCUUACUGUGGUUUUCGGACUUCCAUCACCACCCAAGAAGCAACCAGUUGGAAUUUCGAAAGAAACUUUACAAGGACUUCCAUUAUCGACAUUGAAGAAACCAUUGAAUAACAAACCAAACAAAAAUGUACAUCUACUAAGAAAACCGGCAAAUAAUCCUUCCGAAAGAUUGAACGAUGAGAUUUCGAACGAAGCCUUACGUGGAGUUCCAUUGUCGACAUUGAAGAAACCAUUGGUUAACACCCCGAAAAGAAAUCAAAAAAUUCUCAGCAAACAGGUAAAUGAUCCUUCUGAAGGAUUGAACGAUGAGAUUUCGAACGAAGCCGUACGUGGAAUUCCAUUAUCGGUAUUGAAGAAACCAUUGUUCACCAUUGCGAAAAAAAAUCAACCCAAUCUCGGAAAACAGAGAAAUGAUGCUUCUGAAGAAUUAAACGAUGAAAUUAAUCAAGUUGACUAUGACGAAAUUGACGAGGAAACAAAUAACGAAGAAAUACUGGUUGAGAGUGUUCCAUCGAGAAUGAAGCGAGCAACCUGUCGUAAUGUGACAUUCCGUACAAAGUCAGGAAAGACUCUAACCGUGUACAGAUGCACCAAAUAAAUAAAUAUCAUUUGUACGAAGAAAAUAUUAUAACUGUAAUAUUUUAAAAAUUAAAUAAACACAUUUAGCACAUACAA